ACAUUUCUGUUUUUUCAGCAGAUUCUCAAACCACAAAACUGGUGUGUGCUGAUUGGCCAGUGCUGGGCCUGGCCUUUUGUCUGAGCGCUGUGUUUGUUGUAGCCCCAGUUUCUCUUUUCACCCCGUCUAACGCUAGUGCUAAUAGCCCGCUGGAAUCUGCCAGUCUUGGCAUUAUAGGACCUUGCUGUAUUUUGCAGGUAAACCUGUCUUCAUUCACAUCUUCUUAAAAGGUUCUGCUUAAGGUGCAGGAUGUACAGCUUUAUGGGUGGAGGUUUGUUCUGUGCGGGCGUGGGGAACAUCCUCCUGAUAGUUUCCACAGCAACCGAUUACUGGAUGCAGUAUCGGCAGUCCAGCAACUACAUGCACCAGGGCCUGUGGCGGUACUGCAUGCCGGGGAAAUGCUUCCCCCACAACGACAGCAUCGCCCACUUAGACGCUACCCGUGCCCUCAUGAUCCUCUCUUUGUUGGCCUGUUUCAUUGGCAUCAUCAUUGGCAUCAUGGCCUUCAUCCACUACUCCUCCUUCGACAGGUUUGACAAAACCUUUGCUGCAGGCAUAUUGUUUUUCAUCUCAUGCUUUUUAGUGUUUCUAGCAAUGGCAGUGUACACUGGAGUGACUAUUAACUACUAUGGGAAGCGAUAUGGGAACUGGAGGUUCUCCUGGUCAUAUAUUAUAGGCUGGGUGUCCGUGGUGCUCACCUUUUUUUUCAGGUAUAUUCUAUUUGUGUGCCUACCGGAUGCAUGAAUGCCCCAGGAGCUCCAACUCUCAUUAGAAGACUUCUUAUUCCAUCACCAGAAAUAAGCCUUGCAUCCUGAUCAUUGGAUCUGCAACCAGGAUGUGUGUGGACCCCCACCAUCAACACGGGUGCAGAGCUUACAUCUUUACCAUGAAGGAUCAAAGUUUAACCAGUUCAAUAAAAAGAUUUGGG
Eleginops maclovinus (Patagonian blennie) is the source of this 928-nucleotide messenger RNA. It is a transcript of the gene lim2.1, whose product is annotated as lens intrinsic membrane protein 2.1. Gene Ontology annotation, cellular component: plasma membrane. The record is from RefSeq and is a predicted model, not a curated record. NCBI's taxonomy places the organism in Eukaryota, Metazoa, Chordata, Actinopteri, Perciformes, Eleginopidae. Gene Ontology annotation, molecular function: structural constituent of eye lens. Bases 250 to 744 code for a protein of 164 amino acids. The transcript has 5 exons.